GGCGGCUGACAGACUGAGCGGGGUGCUGGGGCACUGGCCACAGCUCACACCCUGAGUGCCCGUGCUCCGACCUCUCUCUGGGCUCAAGGAAAAACCCCUCCAUCUCAGGAUGAACCCUCCUUCGGCGCCAAGAGUCCCACUGGACCCCGCCCACGAGCCUGGCUGCGUAGCCACCCCAGUGUCACCCAGCAGCUGGGACGGCUCCCGGGGCAGCACCUCCAGCCUGGACCCACCGCUGCCCGUCAGUCCCACGGCAGCCGGGGCUCAGGCUGCCGCCUGGGUCUCCUUCCCUACAGUUGAUGUCCCGGACCACGCCCACUACGCCCUGGGCACGGUGAUCCUGCUGGUGGGCCUCACGGGGAUGCUGGGCAACCUGACCGUCAUCUACACCUUCUGCAGAAGCAGAGGACUGAGAACACCCGCCAACAUGUUCAUCAUCAACCUUGCGAUCAGCGACUUCCUCAUGACCUUCACCCAGGCGCCCGUGGUCUUCGCCAGCAGCCUCUACAAGCGGUGGCUCUUUGGGGAGGCAGGCUGUGAGUUCUAUGCCUUCUGUGGGGCUCUCUUUGGCAUCACCUCCAUGAUCACCCUGACGGCCAUCGCCCUGGACCGAUACCUGGUGAUCACGCGCCCACUGACCGCCAUUGGGGUGGUGUCCAAGAGGCGGGCGGCGCUGGUCCUGCUGGGUGUCUGGCUCUACGCCCUGGCCUGGAGCCUUCCACCCUUCUUUGGCUGGAGUGCCUACGUGCCGGAGGGGCUGCUGACCUCCUGCUCCUGGGACUACAUGAGCUUCACGCCAUCGGUCCGCGCCUACACCAUGCUGCUCUUCUGCUUCGUGUUCUUCCUCCCCCUGCUCGUCAUCAUCUACUGCUACGUCUUCAUCUUCAGGGCCAUUCGGGAGACCGGCCAGGCCCUGCAGACCUUCGGAGCCGGCGAGGGCCGCAGUGGACUGCCCCGGCAGCAGCGGCUGCAGACCGAGUGGAAAAUGGCCAAGAUCGUGCUGCUGGUCAUCCUCCUGUUCGUGCUGUCCUGGGCCCCCUACUCCACCGUGGCCCUGAUGGCCUUCGCUGGGUACGCGCACGUCCUGACGCCCUACAUGAACUCAGUGCCAGCUGUCAUCGCCAAGGCCUCUGCCAUCCACAACCCCAUCAUUUACGCCAUCACCCACCCCAAGUACAGAAUGGCCAUAGCCCAGCACCUGCCCUGCCUGAGCGUGCUGCUGGGCAUCUCGAGGCAGCGCUCCGGCCCGUACCCCAGCUACCAGUCCACCCUGGGCAGCCAGGCCGCGGACCUCAGCUGGGUUUCCCGGCGGCGGCAGGCGUCCCUGGGCUCGGAAAGCGAGAUGGGCUGGACAGACACGGAGGCGUCCGCGACGUGGGGCGCUGCCCGGCGAGGCAGCGGCCGGACGCCCCGCAGUCAGGGCCUGGGAGACGUGGAAGCCGCUGCCCCUCCUGAGCCCCAGGGGUGCGGAGCCGAGGACCCCAGGAAGACCAAGGGGCUGCUCCCCAGCCUGGACCUCAGGCUGUAGGGUGCCCUCAGCUCUCCCCAUCUUCCGGAACACGCCAGCCCCCUUGCGACCCCGCACGUACACAGACCCAGGAUCACCCGAGCCCGCGGGCCUUGGAAGUGGCCCGGCGCCCGUGGUGUGUGGACCCUAAGACACGAAGCUCCCGGCAUGCAAAGCGGCCCUGCACCCCGGCUCGGCCUGAAGCGUGGAG
Messenger RNA from Molossus molossus (Pallas's mastiff bat), 1718 nucleotides. It is a transcript of the gene OPN4, whose product is annotated as opsin 4. The record is from RefSeq and is a predicted model, not a curated record. Gene Ontology annotation, biological process: G protein-coupled receptor signaling pathway; visual perception. Gene Ontology annotation, cellular component: membrane. Gene Ontology annotation, molecular function: G protein-coupled receptor activity. The coding region runs from base 110 to 1528 and encodes 472 amino acids. Lineage: Eukaryota; Metazoa; Chordata; Mammalia; Chiroptera; Molossidae. The transcript has 10 exons.